Messenger RNA from Vigna angularis (adzuki bean), 2061 nucleotides. RefSeq lists its product as uncharacterized. Bases 1 to 2061 code for a protein of 686 amino acids. Gene Ontology annotation, molecular function: DNA binding; protein dimerization activity. The record is from RefSeq and is a predicted model, not a curated record. The transcript is spliced from 4 exons. Lineage: Eukaryota; Viridiplantae; Streptophyta; Magnoliopsida; Fabales; Fabaceae.
AUGUUGGGAAACGCAUCAAAUUCAGGAGAAGUUAAUCCAAGUGUAUCUUCAUCAGUUAGUAGAAGUAGAAGUAAAAAUGCUCCAGGAAACCGAUCUGAUAUUGGAUGGAAACAUGGAUUUGAUGUUAAUGGUAAUGGAAGAAAAGUGAAAUGCAACUAUUGCUCAAAGAUUGUAAGUGGAGGCAUAUUUAGAUUUAAGCAUCAUCUUGCUGGAACUAGAGAAGAUUCUGAGCCUUGUGCUUCUGUUCCGGAUGAAAUAAAAAAUUUGAUGAUAAAAGUAGUUGCAGAAGCUAAGAAUGCUUCAUUAAAGAAAAGAAAGAUAAAUAUCGGUGAAGACGAGGAAGAAAGUGAAAAUUUUGAAGGAGGACACAAGGUAUUCGGUUUUAAAGGAAAAGAAAAAGUUGCUACUACUAGUAAGGGGGGAGUUCAAGCAACUAUAAAUCAAAUGAUGAAAAAAGGAUACAAAGAAGAAGUUGAUGCUCAAGUUGCUGAAUUCUUUUACACCAGUGCCAUUCCUUUCAAUGUAAUUAGAAAUCCAGCAUUUGCAAAGAUGUGUGAAAUGAUUGGUAAGUAUGAAGUUGGAUACAAAUCACCAUCUUAUCAUGAUAUUAGAGAGAAGCUCUUGAAACAAGCUGUGAAGAAAACAGAUGCAAAUCUUGAGGAAUAUAAGGAGGAGUGGAAGAAAACUGGAUGUACAAUUAUGUCUGAUGGUUGGACGGAUAGAAAAAGACGUUUUAUUUGCAACUUCUUGGUGAAUAGUCCUAGAGGGACGGUUUUUCUUUAUUCACUUGACACUUCAGACAUUUCAAAAACAGCUGAUAAAGUUUUCAAAAUGUUGGAUGAUGUUGUCGAGUUUGUUGGAGAAGAAAAUGUUGUUCAAGUUGUCAUUGAUAAUGCUGCAAAUUUCAAGGCAGCCGGAGAGUUGUUGAUGCAAAAGAGGGAAAAAUUGUAUUGGACUCCAUGUGCAGCACAUUGCAUUGAUUUGAUAUUCGAAGAUUUUGAAAAAAAUUUGAAGGCAUCGUUGUUGACCAUGUUCAGCUCUGAGGAAUGGAAGACAAGCAAGUUUGGAACUUCACAAGAGGGGAGAAAAGUAGCACAUGUAGUAUUAGAUAGUCGAUUUUGGAAGAAUGUCUCCAUAUGCUUGAAAGCUGUUGCCCCUCUCAUGGUUGUCUUAAGAUUAGUGGACUCAGAUGUAAAACCUGCAAUGGGUUUCAUUUAUGAAGAGAUGGACUGUGCAAAAGAGAAUAUUAGGUCUAACUUUAACAAUAUCAAAAAGAGUUAUGAAGAGGUUUGGAGAAUAAUUGAUGCUCGAUGGGAUAAUCAACUUCAUAGGCCUUUGCAUGCAACUGCCUAUUUUCUAAACCCUCAUUUCCACUAUGAACCUAACUUUAGAUCUGAUGAUGGUGGAGAGGUGAAAGAAGGAUUGUAUUUUUGCAUGAGAAGAUUGAUACCAGAUAUGACAGAAAGAAGAAAAAUUAAUUUACAAAUUGUUGAAUUUCAUAAUGCUAGAGGCCUGUUUGGAAUGGAAGAUGCAAAAGAGUGUAGGAAAGAGUUAAAUCCUGGGGAAUUGUGGGACAUGUUUGGUGAUGGAACUCCAGAGUUGAAGAGAUUUGCUAUUCGAAUUCUAAGCUUGACUUGUAGUUCUUCUGGAUGUGAGCGUAAUUGGAGUUCAUUUGAAAUGGUUCAUACAAAGAGAAGGAAUCGUUUACAUCAAAAAAAGAUGAAUGAUUUAGUUUAUGUGAUGUAUAACUCCAAGCUGAAAAGUAGACAGAUUCGAAAAACUAUAGCUCUUCCAUUUGAUGACAUAGAAUCAGAUGAUGAAUGGAUAGCUGAAGAGACAGAUGAUGUUGUUGAGAUUGAUCAAGUUGAAGGUGAAAAUGAUAGUGAAAAUGUUCACUUAGAUGGAGCAACAACAGAUCCUGUUUUAGAUGCUCUUGAUCUUGAUAACAUAACAUUUGAGAACAAUGAGGAUGCACAAGCACAACAUUCAUUAAAGGAAGAGUUAGAUGAUGAUGAUGAUGAUGGAGAUGAUGAUGCCAUUAUUAGAGGAUUAGAGGAUUAA